Molecule: messenger RNA, 1208 nt
Organism: Panicum hallii
Lineage: Eukaryota; Viridiplantae; Streptophyta; Magnoliopsida; Poales; Poaceae
Product: transcription factor bHLH84-like
Exons: 4
Coding region: 344-943 (199 amino acids)
Biological process (GO): regulation of transcription by RNA polymerase II
Cellular component (GO): nucleus
Molecular function (GO): RNA polymerase II cis-regulatory region sequence-specific DNA binding; DNA-binding transcription factor activity, RNA polymerase II-specific; protein dimerization activity
Source: RefSeq, a predicted model, not a curated record
CAAACUUAAACUAACUGCGAUUUGCACUUCAUCCUUCUCUAAUAUACUACUGAUGAUUCGCCAACGGCCAGAAAGCACUUCUUCUCCAUGAUCAGUGACAGAUUUGUAUGUUUUUGCAGAUAUUUUUGCUCUGGUUCUUGUGAACACUAUUUAUACUAUCUUUUGGAAUCAAUAUAGCUUUCAGUGCCCCUUUAGAUGGAGUCAGUUAACCAAGAAAUGUAAGAUGCCAAGGUUGCCAUAGAAAAUAUCAUGUAGAGUGGCAGCCACACAGUAUAUAAACACAAGCUCUCCUGGUCUAUGGAUAUGCUCACCGAAGCAUUGUCAAGAAGAUUCAUCAACAGACAUGGAGGCCGAGUGCGCAUCCUACUGGCGUUCUGUCGAUGCAAUCUGUGAGGAGUCGGAGAUGAUUGCGCACCUGCAGUCAUUGUUAUGGAGCAGCAGUGAUGUCGAUCUGGCCCCUUCUUCCAAUGUUUCGUACAGUUUGCCUGGAGGUUCUCCCUUUUGUAUCAACAACAAUGAGAACAGUGCAUUGGUGAGCAGUAGUAACCCACAUGAAGAUGUUGACACUCGCGCUUUAACACAUGGGGAAAAGGUAGGCAGCAAGAGGAAAGCUGAGACACAUAAGGAGAAGAACCAUGGCGUGGAAGGGCACGCUGCUCCCUUGGCACCAAGAGGUUGCAAGAAAUCCAAAGCCAGCUCACAGAGUUGCUACGCAAAGAUGAGGAGGGAGAGAAUUAAUGCAAGGUUGAGGAUACUUCAAGAUCUGAUUCCUAAUGGCAAAAAAGUGGACAUCAGUACAAUGCUGGACGAAGCAGUUCAGUAUGUAAAGUUUCUUCAUAUGCAAAUCAAGUUGUUGAGUUCGGAUGAGUUGUGGAUGUAUGCACCCCUUGCCUAUGACAGCGUCAACAUGGGGAUGCGCCUGAAUUCGUCGGUACAAGAAUGACAAUGUCCACUGAAAUUGUCUUUAUUCAGAAAUAUGUUUAGCAUUCACGAAGAAUGACAAUGUCCACUGAAAUUGUCUUUAUUCAGAAAUAUGUUCCAUCUUAGCAUUCAUGUUUUGUUCCAAAUAGAUAUAGCACAUGCUGCUAUACGGUUUUAACCUAUUUUUUCAUUAUGUAACACCCCCUUCGUGUACAAUAUCAAUACUUGUACUGUAUUUAUAAAAAGGUUACUAUACCGAUGUUAUUUACUGGUAUUAUGUAACACUC